Colius striatus (speckled mousebird) is the source of this 4321-nucleotide messenger RNA. Its product is annotated as protocadherin alpha-C2. The transcript is spliced from 5 exons. NCBI's taxonomy places the organism in Eukaryota, Metazoa, Chordata, Aves, Coliiformes, Coliidae. Gene Ontology annotation, cellular component: plasma membrane. Bases 158 to 2968 code for a protein of 936 amino acids. The record is from RefSeq and is a predicted model, not a curated record. Gene Ontology annotation, molecular function: calcium ion binding. Gene Ontology annotation, biological process: homophilic cell-cell adhesion.
ACACGGUGUCGCUGCAGGCUCAGAAACGGCGUCGGAGCGGCGAGGCGGCUCCGCCCCGGUGCGGCGGAGAGCCCGGCUGUGAGCGCGGGGGCCGCGCAGGAGAGCCGGCGCGUCCGGGCGGCUGCGGGGAGAGGCGUGCGGGGCCGGUGCGGCGGCGAUGGGCGCGUGCUGGGGGCCGGUGCUGCGGGUGCUGGUGGUGCAGGCGGCGUGGGCGCUGUGCGGCGGUCAGGUGCGGUACUCGGUGUCGGAGGAAGCGGAGCCCGGGACGGUGGUGGGCCGUCUGGCGCAGGACGUGGGUCUGGAGGCGGGCGAGGCGGAGGCGCGGCGUCUGCGCCUGGUGUCGCAGGGCCGGCGGGCGAGCGUGGAGGUGAGCGGGGCGAGCGGGGCGCUGGUGGUGAGCUCGCGGCUGGACCGGGAGGAGCUGUGCGGGAAGAGCGCGCCGUGCGUGCUGCGGCUGGAGGUGCUGGUGGAGCGGCCACUGCGCGUGUUCCACAUCGAGCUGGAGGUCACCGACAUCAACGAUAAUGCUCCGAUCUUCCCCACUCCCCGAAAAAACCUGAGCAUGGCGGAAUUGACCACGGUGCCGGGUUCCCGUUUCCCACUGGAGGGCGCGUCGGAUGCGGAUAUCGGAGCCAACGCUCAGCUCUCCUACACGCUCAGCCCCAACGAGCACUUCAGUCUGGAUUUACAGCGGAGUGAAGAAUACCGAGAAUCUCUGUUUCUUGUUCUCACAAAACCUCUGGAUCGCGAGACGAUGGCUGAGCACCGUUUGGUGUUGACGGCGAGUGACGGGGGCCGUCCGUCGCUGACGGGCACGAUGGAGCUGGUGAUCUCGGUGCUGGACGCGAACGACAACGCGCCCCAGUUCAACCAGUCGGUGUAUAAAGUGCAGGUGCCGGAGAACGCUGCCGAGGGGACGCGGGUGGUGCAGGUGAACGCCACUGAUCCAGACGUUGGAAGCAAUGGCGAAAUGACAUUCGGUGCGAGCAAUGCUUUUCCUCCAAAGGGAUUAAGCCUUUUCAUUUUGAACGCGAAGACAGGGGAGAUCCGUCUGACGGGCGCCCUGGACUUCGAAGACGUCCGUUCAUACGAGAUACAAAUCGAAGCGACAGACAAGGGAACGCCGCCGCUGUCGGGUCACUGCAAGGUGUUGGUGGAGGUGCUGGACGUGAACGACAACGCGCCGGAGGUGCGGGUGACGUCGCUGUCGGUGCCGGUGUCGGAGGACGCGUCGGUGGGGACGGUGGUGGCGCUGCUGAGCGUGUCGGACCGGGACUCGGGGGCGAACGGGCGCGUGCGCUGCUCGGUGUGGCCGUCGUCGCCGUUCGGUCUGGUGUCGGCGUUCGCGGGCUCGUACUCGCUGGUGCUGCGGGAGGCGCUGGACCGGGAGCGGGUGUCGGAGUACGAGGUGGAGGUGCGUGCGGAGGACGGCGGGUCUCCGCCUUUGCGCGGCAGGCUCGGCGUGCGGGUGCCGGUGUCGGACGUGAACGACAACGCGCCGGCGUUCGCGCAGGCCGUGUACACGGUGCUGGCGCGGGAGAACAACGCGGCGGGGGCGCAGCUGGCGCGGGUGUGGGCGCGAGACCCGGACGAGGCGGGCAACGGCCGCGUGAGCUACUCGGUGUGGGAGGGCGGCAGCGGCGUUGGCGUUGUCGGCGGGGUUUUGUUGUCGGGCGGCGUGUGGCGUCCGGCGUCGAGCUACGUGUCGGUGGACGCGGAGAGCGGUCGCGUGUGGGCGCUGCAGGCGCUGGACUACGAGGAGGUGCAGGUGCUGCAGUUCGAGGUGCGUGCGGUGGACGCGGGGGAGCCGCCACUGUGCGGCAACGCGACGGUGCAGGUGUUCGUGUUGGACGAGAACGACAACGCGCCGGCGCUGCUGCCGUCUGCGGGCGGCGGUGCGGGCGUGGGCGUCGACGCGGGCGGGGCUUCGUCGUUGGAGGCGGUGUCGGGGUCGCUGUGGGCGUGGGCGGCGUGGGGGGCGCCGGCGGGGCAGGUGGUGGCGAAGAUCCGUGCGGUGGACGCGGACUCGGGCUACAACGCGUGGCUGCGGUACGAGCUGUUGGAGCCGCGUGGGAAGAGCCCGUUCCGCGUGGGGCUGUACAGCGGCGAGGUGAGUACGUUGCGGGCGCUGGAGGAGGCGGACGGCCCUCGUCAGAGGCUGGUGAUCGUGGUGCGGGACCACGGCGAGCCGUCGCACUCGGCCACGGCCACGCUGAGCGUGUCGCUGCUGGAGGGCGCCGAGGCGGCGCUGGCGGCCGCGAGCUCGGGCUCUGGGCGGCCGGGGCUGCGGCCGUUGUCGGGCGUGGAGGGCGGCGCGGAGUCGUCGUCGUCGUCGACGAACGUGUGGCUGGUGGUGGCCAUCUGCGCGGUGUCGAGCCUGUUCCUGCUGGCGGUGGUGCUGUACGGGGCGUCUCGGUGGGUGCCGCGGGCGGCCGUGCUGUCGGGGCCAGGUCCGACGACGCUGGUGUGCGCCAGCGAAGUGGGGAGCUGGUCGUACUCACAGCGUCAGAGCCGGAGCCUGUGCGUGGCGGACGGCGCGGGCAAGAGCGACCUGAUGGUUUUCAGCCCCAACUUCCCACCGCCGCCGCCCGGCCCCGCGGCCCAAGAGACGCAGCCGGAUUCGUCGGCUCUGCUCGACACGCCCAAACAUCCCAAUCCUGACUGGCGCUACUCUGCAUCCCUGAGGGCAGGAAUGCAAAGUGCUGUGCAUAUGGAGGAGGCAGCAGUUCUACGUGGAGGACCAGGAGGGCCUGAUCAGCAGUGGCCAACAGUCUCCAGUGCUACUCCAGGUAAAGAGCCUGAGGCGGGAGAGGUGUCCCCCCCAGUGGGAGCUGGUGUCAACAGCAACAGCUGGACCUUUAGAUUUGGACCGGGCAAUUCCAAACAAGGUGGUCCUGAAUCUAAAAAGCAGACACAAGUCUCCUUUCUCCUACGCCGAAAAGGAGAAUCUUCACAGUACAGCCAGUGAGAGGUUGGACUCUGCACUGUGGUUCCUGUGCUCCUGUCUUGAUGACACUUACAGGGCAGGUUUAAAAGUUUUAAUGUUGUGCACCCUCUAUCCGAUUGGAAAUCUUUUGUGUGCAGAUGUCAGCUAGGUGAUACCAGAUCAGGUUAGAGAAAUGCAAGAGCUGGUAAAUAUGCAACAGAGGAAACGCCUCAUAAACACAAAUGUUCAAAGAUGUUCAGGCUGGGGUUGAAAGGUCUGGAAGGAGAUGACUAGACUUUUCAGAUCUUGAGGAGUCCCUGUGUGGAAAUACUGAGUCCUAUACAUGACGUAUUGUACACACUCCUGCAAAGAAAAUCUCCCAUUUACAGCUCUUUUUUAGUAUACCAAGACUUUUAACUCUUUAACCAAACAAGCCAUUGGGAAAAUUGUCCCUUCAAGCCCUGUGUUACCCUGGCAAGGCUAGCCCUCUGAGCAUAAGGGCUGGGCUGACAUCCCAGGAAUGUAACUGACUGUGAUGCUCUGUGUCCCUCCUUCCACUCUUACCGUUAUUUUGCACAUUCUGUCUCUGCAAAGGUCAGAGUUUGUCCACGACACUUAUGCAAAAGAGAGAGGAAAAAAGAAAUGUUAACUAUGCUAUUUGUUAUUUGAGAUGUUUAUUUAUAAAGAAAUAUAGCUGUAAAUGUUAAAGAAAUAUGAUGCCCUUUAACCCAAACAGAAGUCGAUCUAGAGCCAUUAUAAAUGACAAUUGCUGCUAUUAAAGUGCUUUAGAGAACUUGCCUGAAACAUCUGUAUUCUAUCGGCCACAUGCCAACAACAGCUUUAUUCUGUUGGGUGACUUGGGGGCUGCCUCUUGCAUGUGUUAAUAAAUACAGGAAUAUCUUUUCUUGUGAUUUUCUUCUCUUUUUCUUUUUCAUUAAUCUGCACUUUGAACACACCUUUGCAAAGAAAAAAACCUGUCCUUAUAUGGAGAAGCAGAAGCAAACCCCUCACACAAAUGGAUUUACUAACCUGCUAGCUCUGUGCAGUACCUUGGUGUUACCUCCCACACAACCCUCUUCCAAUUUUAGUUGGGCUUUUUCUAUGAGAUUAUGAAGUUCUGACCCUACUAACACUCAUGAUGUAAAAUUCAAGUACUGUAUGUAUGCUGUAUGCUCUUAUAAGGAUCCUGAGAUAUUUAUUCUGUGCUUGUGUAUGUGAAUGUCAAUGCAACUAUGAUUAGAGUGGACUUUAAGCUUUACUGUUGAAUGUAAAUUCAUCAUUUCUUUUUUGGUACACUCGUGGAAAAGUGGAGUAGUGUUCAUUUUUUUUUAAGCCACUGUUGAUUAUCAGUUUCUUUUGUGUAUGGAACACAAGUAAAAUAUCUUUCUUAAAUCA